AUGUCAAAGGAAAUUGGUGACGGGAAAACCAAGAAGGGCUCAGUCUACUUCAAAUCUAAGACUGGUACUGCAACUAACUUUGAGGACAUUGAAAGUACUGCUGCUCAAAACCAACUGACAAUAUUGUCUAGAAUUGAAACCUUCCAAAACUUAGGUUCAAACUGGAUUAUACUUAAUAUUGAGAGUCAUUACGUAAACAUCGCAAUGUACAAACCAUUAAAGGGUAGUUCAUAUAUGAAACUUCCAGGGGACAUUAGUAAUCCAAAGUGUGGGCUCAUCAAUAUGAAGAACAAUGACGACAUGUGUUUCCUGUGGAGUCAUGUGAGACAUCUAAAUCCUAAUGCUAGAAGAGCAACCACUAUCACACAGAAAGACAGGGAAUUCAUAACGAACCUGGACUACGACGGUAUAGACUUCCCUGUGAAGAUCAGCGAUAUUGAUAAGAUUGAGAGGGAAAAUAGUAUCAACAUAUCGGUGUUCGGUUACAAGGGUAAGAAACAGUUCUAUCCUAUAAGGAACUCCAAGGCUAAAUAUGAUGAGCAUAUGGAGCUUCUACUCCUGGGUGAUGGUGAAGGUAGUAGACAUUACGUUCUCAUAAAGGAUGUUAACAGAAUGUUGCACAGUGUGAGUAAACAUGGACACAAGCAACACUUUUGUCUACACUGUCUUCAUAGUUGUGUGAGCAAAGAGGUACUGGAGAAGCAUAAGGAAACAUGUCUGGAGGUAAAUGGAACUCAGGCUGUAAAGCUUCCCAAGGAAGGGACAAAAAUCAAGUUCAAAAAUCACAGGAACUCAAUGCCUGUGCCGUUUGUGAUAUACGCUGAUUUUGAGUCCAUACUAGUACCAGAGGAGAGAAAAGUGGAGUCAGAAAACCCUGAGGAUAAAAGUAGUACAGACCUUUACCAGACACACAAGGCUUGUAGUUUUGGUUUGAAGACUGUCUGCCACUAUGAUGAUAGGUACUCCGGUGAGUAUAAGAGUUACGUUGGAGAGGAUGCUGCAUUGGUCUUCCUAAAGACUGUAUUGAAAGAGUCCUUCAGAUGUAGAGAGAUGGUCAACAAUAUAUUCAAGAAAAAGAUGGUAAUUACACCCAAACAGGAAUCCGAAUUCCAGGCUGCAAGAAACUGUUCAAUAUGUGGUAACGACCUUGGUGAGGACAGGGUAAGGGACCAUGACCACGUAACAGGAAUGUACCGUGGAGCUGCUCAUAAUAUAUGUAAUCUGAAGUACAGAAUUACAUGGAAAGUACCUGUGGUUUUCCACAACCUAAGAGGUUACGAUAGUCAUCUGAUUAUGCAGGAAAUUGGUAAGUUCAAGAUGGACGUCAACGUGAUUCCAAAUAAUAUGGAAAAAUAUAUUUCAUUCUCACUAGGUAAAAAUCUUGUCUUCAUAGACUCUAUACAAUUUAUGGCUUCUUCACUGGAAGCACUGGUGAGUAACCUUUCACCUGAGGACUUCAGGAUAGUAGGUAAGAGGUGGAAGGGUGAGGACUUCAAUUUAGUGACACAAAAAGGAGUCUUUCCAUAUGAAUUCUUGGAUGACAUUAGCAAACUUGAUACAGAAGGUCUCCCCAGUAGAGAUAAGUUUUACUCAUCACUGUACGAGUCAGAAGUGAAGGAAGAAGAUUACCAAAGAGCUCAGAAAGUAUGGGAUCACUUUAAGAUGAAAACCAUGAGAGACUACCACGAUCUCUACCUGGAGACCGACGUUCUUCUGUUAGCUGAUGUGUUUGAAAACUUUAGGAGAACAUGUCUGGAAAGUUACGAACUUGACCCCGCACAUUACGUGUCAGCACCUAGUCUGAGUUGGGACGCUUUCCUGAAAAAGUCAGGUGAAGAAAUAGAACUCGUAAGUGAUAUGGAUAUGUUCCAGUUCUUCGAGAAGGGUAUGAGGGGUGGUAUAAGUUAUAUUGCUCACAGACACUCAACAGCUAAUAAUAAGUACAUGGAAACGUAUGACGAGUCGUCUGAGAGUAAGUACUUGAUGUACCUCGACGCUAACAAUUUAUACGGCUGGGCAAUGUCACAACCACUUCCUAAUGGAGAGUUUGAGUGGUUGAGGAAGUCGACAAUAUAAACAUAAAUGAUUACCUAGGAGACAACAAAAGGGGGAUGGUUUUAGAGGUUGACUUAGAAUAUCCACAAGAACUUCACAAUUUACACAACGGUUAUCCUUUAGCACCAGAGAGUAAAAAAAUUAGUGCCUCUAUGUUGUCAGAUUAUUCGAAAAGUAUUGCUGAGAAAUUCCAACUAACAAUUGGAGGAGUAAAAAAACUGGUGACUUCACUAGAACCCAAGAAGAAGUACGCUUUACAUGUACGUAAUCUGAAACUGUAUACGGACCUCGGAAUGAAACUUACAAAGAUCCAUAGAGCGGUUACAUUCAAACAGUCUCGCUGGCUUAAAAACUAUAUAGACUUCAAUACAAAGAAAAGGUCAGUAGCUCGUAACACGUUCGAAAAGAACUUCUUCAAGUUGAUGAAUAAUUCGAUUUACGGAAAGACUAUGGAAAAUCUUAGAAAAAGGGUUGAUGUAAAACUAGUGUCCUCCGAAGACGACCUCCUAAAACUGACGGCAUCACCGUGCUUCCAGUCACAUCGAAUUAUGAAUGAGAACCUUAUAGUUGUAAAAAGAAUGAGAGAAGUUCUAACGCUAAAUAAACCGUGUUACGUAGGAAUGAGCAUCUUAGACUUAUCCAAGACUUUAAUGUAUGAUUUCCACUACAACACAAUUAAGAAGGAGUACGGUAACAGGUCAAGGCUACUGUUUACUGAUACUGACAGUUUGAUGUACGAACUUAGAACGAAUAAUGUUUAUGAGGACUUCAAGAGGAUUGGUGAAAGGCAGGACUGUUGGGACAACUCAGAUUACCCAAAAGAUUCUCCGUACUACUCAGACCACAACAAGAAGGUUAUAGGUAAGUUUAAGGAUGAAGCUGAAGGAGUACCCAUAAUCGAGUUCGUCGGGUUAAAGGCAAAGAUGUACUCCUAUGUUAAGGAAAACGGUGGAGGUGGAAUGACCGCUAAGGGAGUUAAAAA
Paramuricea clavata is the source of this 3037-nucleotide messenger RNA. NCBI's taxonomy places the organism in Eukaryota, Metazoa, Cnidaria, Anthozoa, Malacalcyonacea, Plexauridae. The record is from the annotation of a GenBank genome assembly.